AAAAGUGCAGUAAUUCUCCAUUACAUCAACAAUACUGUCAGUAGGAAAAAUAAUAACACUGACAGGUAAAACAGCAUAGGCAGAAAUAAGAAGUUGUGGAGAUGGCAGUUAAAAUUCAAAAAGAAAGUUAAUGAAACGGACUUACGGCAUUGUGUUCAGCUCCUUAAAGCCAAAUAAGAUUAGACGUGUGUUACAUCUCUCAACAUUUUGGAAGUUUAAGUUUUUUACAGUCGCCGUUAGUAGUACUAAACUACAAAAAAUAAAGAAAAAUGAACCCGGACGAACCUUCGACUUCUUCGGAAAGCAAACCUAGAAAAAGAACUCACAGUAACAUAGAACUAGAAGUAGAAAGUGAACAAACGAAACAGCAAGAACACGUGCCGAUACAAGAGAAAAAGGCAAAGGAACGCCAAGCAACAAAUAUUCUUGACUGCCCAGAUAUACUUUUGUUUCGUAUAUUCCAACAUGUAGACAAGGAAGAUUUGAGAAAUCUCAGUUUGUGUUGCACAAAAUUUUCAAGAAUAGCACUACAUGAAGUUUUCUGGACUUACGACUAUACCAAUAAACCUAUUCUUCCGUCUCAAAUGGAACCGUAUGAAAACUUUUUAGAACCAUUAACACAUACCUUGAAAAUACGUGGAGAUUUCAAACAAAAAACAGAAAAUAUCCUUGAACGUUCGUUUUUUUUUCAAGUAAAACAAAUAUGCCAGAUACUUCACACAUUAAAACUUAGGAACUAUCUAAUUAAUUUAGAUGAGGUUACGCCAGAGAUGUCAACAAAUAUUGUACGUCUUCUUUUCUCAAACUGUAUAGCUUCUUCUAGUAUUGGCCUGGUAUUUAAUACGACCUAUUUUUUUCGUGGAAUAUGUAGAUUUGUUCCCCAUGUCCAAUCUUUGUAUUUCUUUAAUGUUCUAUGGAAUAUGUCAUAUUCGACAUUUCUGUCAAGUAUAAGUAACCUUACAGAUCUUCUACACCUUUUCGUAAGAUCAUGUUUUCGUAUACAAGAAUUUAAUUCAGACAUAGAUUUAGUCACUGUCACUUGUAAAUGCCACAAACUAAAGAUUUUAAACUUUACAGACACACUAGUAGAACAUAGAGUAGUUGAAUGGUUUUGUCAAAUUGAAUCUUUAGAGGAAGUGUAUCUACAUUGUCCUAAAUAUUUUAGAAAAAAAUGUCCAUAUAAAUCAUUAUAUUAUUCGAAGAAAUCAUUAGCACAGUUACAAAACUUUUAUUACAAAGAAUACAUUUCUUUACGUGCUUUUGAUGAAAAGCUUUAUAACUUUUUAUGUAAAGUAGAAUCUCUUCUUGACGCAAACAAAUUUGAAGAAAUACUCAUGUACAGAAACAAUCAGUUUCAAAACUAUUUGCUGUCAAAUAUUAGUCGCUGUAUAAGUAGAUGUACUAAUUUGAAGAAAUUACAUAUUAGACAUUAUUCACAUGUUACAAGAACGGAUAUCAAUAUCAUAUCGUCGACAUUAUCAAACUUGGUAGAGUUGGAUAUAACUGGUUGUUCUGUAACUCUGGAGGAUGUUAAACAUUUUAAGUCACAAAGACCAAAUGUUAAAACUUAUUCUUCAUUUAGUACACGACAUGAAAUGUAUGAGUAAUUCUACCAAAUUCAGUCAAUAUGUCAUUUUAAAAGAUUAAAAAAAAGCUAGAAACGAGAAUUGUUUUAUAUCCCGAUAGAAAAUAUUACUUGACAUUGCAAUUAUUUGAAGAAUUGUAACAGAACUGUAAAUAUCGUACCUAAAGAAAGUAAUUGUGCAAGACGGUUACAUUUACGGAAUUGUAAUACUUGUAAUUGCAAUUAUAGUUAUUACUACAUCUUGUAACAGUUUACCUUAUUUUAAUAUGAGAACUUAUAAACUUAUACUUUUAAGAUGUAAGAGAAAAUAGAAACAAAAGUAUUUUAUACAGAUUUGUAUAGAACUGAUAAAAGAGAAUUAAGUUUAGGUAUGUACUUAUGGAUUUUAAAUAGUUGAUAUUUUCGUGACAUUAUAUCGACACUAGAAACGCAAGUAGAAAAAGUAUGACUUUAUAGUUAAGAUUAGUUUUAUAUUCAGUACGCUGUGAGUUUGUGGACGCGCAGACUCGGUUAUUGACUAUUAUGAUAAUCUGUGAUGAACUGAAAAUAAACUUAAAAUGUAUACAUGCUAUCCUAAAAGACUAAACUGAAAUUGUUUAUAUUACAACAACAUAUUUGGAAAUUGUAAACAUCAGUAUGAAA
Molecule: messenger RNA, 2227 nt
Organism: Pseudomyrmex gracilis
Lineage: Eukaryota; Metazoa; Arthropoda; Insecta; Hymenoptera; Formicidae
Exons: 9
Coding region: 270-1607 (445 amino acids)
Molecular function (GO): protein binding
Source: RefSeq, a predicted model, not a curated record